AUGGCGUUCGCGUCGCCCACCUACCCCCGUCCUAUCCUGGACACCUCCCAGGAUCAGCAGCAGCAGCAGCAGCAACACCACCAACAGCAACCACAACAGCAUCCGCAUCCACAACAGGGCCAGUCCCAGCCCCAGCAUUAUCAUCAACAAUACCCUCCCCCCCAGCAUAACCCUUAUGCCAAACAGCCUCCGCCUCCGCACUCUCAGCCUCAGCCGCGACAGGAGGACAUUCCCCCGCGUCCACAGCAGGACCUCGGCGAUGCCCUCUCCUACUUCGACAUAAUCAAAACGCAUUACGCCGAAUUCCCAGAUGUCUAUGUCCGCUUCCUCGAUGUCCUGAAGGACUUCAAACAAGGCACGCACGACACUCCCGCCAUCGUCGCCACAAUCGCCAAACUAUUUGCCGACAGCCGCGAACUGGUGGAGCAACUGAACGACUUCCUGCCUGCCGGCUACUAUGUCGAACGCGGCGAUCCCGACACCAAUGUCAUCAACCUGACCAUCCCCGUCGGCCCAAGGCAGUCUCGACAGCCUCCCACUUGGCCCGAUCGAAGCAGCAGUAGUGGUGCCUGGCCGACCCACGCGGCUACUCGCUGGCGCAAUGGAGAUGGUCUGCCUUGGUCGCCGCAAGGGGAGCCAGAAGGGGAGCAGAGGAACCUCGCUCCUGCCGUAUCUCACGAGGAAGCACGUGGCCUUCAUCUACUGGGCGACCUCGCUACACGACCAUCCAUCGCCAGCGCAGCCCGUGAAGCCUUACGAGCCAAGCUGUCACACGAUGCCCAAGUCUACGGCCACCAACCCGAUCACGCCAGCGCCUGGAGCCUAGCAGCCACACCUGCUCCCGGCCUACCAAAUUCCCACAGCGGCCUCAAACGCGAAGCCGGCGCAAUGGACGUCGAUGACCGUCACCCAUCCGGCAACUACUACAACUCAGACGCUUACAACCAGAUGCGCAACAACUCCGCGACCAGCACCACCAACUCGGAAUUCGACAAGUCCGAGCCCCAGUCUCCCACGUACCCGCGCCAACACCCUCGCUCCGACCACGGCAUCUCCUCCCCACGUGCACCCACGUCCGCCAAAGCCGGAAAACGCGCGCCCAGGAAGCGCAGCCUCUCCAACGCCUCCAAAACCGGGCCCGGCGCGAAACCAAGCGCCUACGUGCAACAAAACUCCUCUCGCGCCUUCACCUGUCCCUUCACGGUCUACGGCUGCACCUCAACAUUCGGCAGCAAGAACGAGUGGAAGCGGCACAUCAACACGGCGCACAUGCGCCUCGGCUUCUGGCGCUGCGACAUUGCGCCCUGCGACCUUUCCGAACGCAAGCCGAACGACUUCAACCGCAAGGAUCUUUUCAUCCAGCACGUGCGCCGCAUGCACUCGGGCGAGAAAGACCCGAACGCGCCGCCGCUGUCGAAGUCCGCGGCUGCCAAAGACCCGGAGGAGCAAGCGCUCAACGCUGCGGCGGCGAGAUGCUACCGCCACAUUCGAUCGACGCCGGAGCAGAGCGGGUGUUUGUUUUGCGAUGCCAAGUUCAGCGGAGAGGGGAGCUGGGAUGAGCGCUUGGAGCACGUGGGAAGGCAUAUGGAGAAUGCGAAGAAGGAGAACGAUGAGCUGGUUGGGCCUGAACGGUGGUUGAAGGACUAUGCUAUGGAGGACUGGUUGGCGCGGGAAGGCCUGAUUAUCAAGGUUCCUGGCGCGACUGGGGAAGGGAAUGUGGAGGGUGGUGGAGCGGUGCUGGGUGGUGGAUGGACGCUUGCGGAGGGUGCGAGCGUCAACUAG
Neohortaea acidophila is the source of this 1782-nucleotide messenger RNA. RefSeq lists its product as uncharacterized. Lineage: Eukaryota; Fungi; Ascomycota; Dothideomycetes; Mycosphaerellales; Teratosphaeriaceae. Gene Ontology annotation, molecular function: DNA-binding transcription factor activity. Bases 1 to 1782 code for a protein of 593 amino acids. The transcript has a single exon. The record is from RefSeq and is a predicted model, not a curated record. Gene Ontology annotation, biological process: regulation of DNA-templated transcription.